AUGAUGUUAACCCCUCUGGUUUGGAAGGAUAAUGUGGGAGGAUGGACGCGACUGGAACUGGAACCUGUGGAGGUGCCGCUGGAGCAGGAUGGCUCUGUAUUGCUCUCUGCUGUACAAUCUGUAAUACCUGGAGCGCAUGGCCUGUACUAUAAGGACGGUCAUUCCAAAAGAGCAUUAAAAUACGAUGGUUCCACUGGUCGAAUAUCAAAAGGCGCGCCAGGCUGGGACACGAAGCCGAUAUACGUUGUGCUU
Molecule: messenger RNA, 252 nt
Organism: Gongylonema pulchrum
Lineage: Eukaryota; Metazoa; Nematoda; Chromadorea; Rhabditida; Gongylonematidae
Source: the annotation of a GenBank genome assembly